Messenger RNA from Nymphaea colorata (pocket water lily), 2414 nucleotides. RefSeq names its product probable glycosyltransferase At3g07620. Bases 395 to 2182 code for a protein of 595 amino acids. The record is from RefSeq and is a predicted model, not a curated record. NCBI's taxonomy places the organism in Eukaryota, Viridiplantae, Streptophyta, Magnoliopsida, Nymphaeales, Nymphaeaceae. Gene Ontology annotation, molecular function: glycosyltransferase activity. The transcript is spliced from 4 exons.
ACAAUGUACGCGGAAACCCCCGCACUUCCCGUCUGUAAGAUUACAACCAAACUAUUAACAUGAUCUAGAGGAAAGAAGAAGACGAGGGUUUUGGGGAGCCGCAGGUACUUUUUCAUGCGAAAAAAGUGGAAGUUUCUGGAGAAAAGGAGCUAACUUGCUGUCGGAUUUUCUUAUGUCGGUGUUACAGCAUAAAUCAUUUUCUUUUUGGUCUGAUUUGAACAUCUUACUAUGAUCCUUUUCUUGCUGGAUUCCUUGUGGGUAUUUCGACUUUUUCGUGCAAUGCAUAAACUUUGGACUACUUAACACUCUUUGUUGUCAACUACUUGGCGUUGUUGAGAAGCUUUCGUUUCAUUUUCGAAGCAAUGGAGAGUCAAUAAUUUGAGGGUAUAUAAGGAUGGGGACCUCAAAUUGGAUAAGAAUGAAAGUUCGGAUCAGACGAAAGACCAGUGUAGUGUUUGGUGUCAUGGUGUUUCUUGUUCUAGAGCUUCAGUUCUAUACGUUUCCCUACUUGAACGAGCUUUCAUCUUCUUUGUCGAAUACCAACAAUCCUCUGCCUAAAAAGAUGGGCACAAAAUUUGACAGCAUGGGUUUUCUAGAAGUUUCCCCACCCGAUAAUUUUACAAAACUUGCUGAAGCCGUUGGCGACGUCGGUCUCUUCGAAUCUAGCAGCAGAUUAUUUUCUUUGGGUGAUCAGGGUGAAGUCUCUAAUAUUCUGAGUGUGAAGAGAGAUUUUGAGAUGCCAGAUAAUGCAAAAGAAAUGCUUAGAGGAAGACAUAAAAAGGCAGCAUUACCACUUGCUACCCACGUGAAUGCGAAAAUGGUAGGAACACCAACUGAGAACCCUUUAAUGGUGCCAAGGAAAAUGCCUACAUUGGGAGCAGAAGCAACUGCUUUGGCUGCUAAAAGAAAACGUUCAUAUCCUUCACAGAGGACGUCAGUGAGUUCGACUGGUAAUUCCGCAGGAAUGAGCCGUUUCCUUACAGGGGAGGAUCAAGCCGGGAAGAAACGUAGUGGCAAUUCGUAUAGUAAGCCAGUAAGAAUUUCACCUUUGGAAAAGGAGCUUUUGUCUGCGAAAAGAGAAAUUUAUCGUGCUCCUCAUCUGGAGAAUGUCCGUGAAUUGUACGCACCUCUCUUUCGGAACAUUUCCAUGUUUAAGAGGAGCUAUGAGUUGAUGGAAAAAAUAUUUAAGGUCUACGUCUACAAGGAUGGAGGAUCGCCCAUUUUUCAUAAACCUUAUCUCAGGGGAAUCUAUGCUUCAGAAGGAUGGUUUAUGAAACUGAUGGAAACAAGCAAAUACUUUUCUGCAAACGAUCCAAGCAGAGCUCACAUGUUUUACUUGCCAUAUAGUGCACUGAAGCUACGAAGUGCAACAAAUGCGACUGGAGCAACGAGGCAGAAAUUUCUCGCACUAUAUUUGAAAAACUACAUCAGUAUGCUUGCUGCAAAAUAUCCUUUCUGGAAUAAAACACAUGGAGCAGAUCACUUUCUUGUUGCUUGCCAUGACUGGGGACCACAACAGACAAGGCUUCAUGAGGAGGUUAAAUUGAAUACAAUCAAGGCACUGUGCAAUGCCAAUCCUUCAAAAGGCAUCUUCAAGUUAGGCAGAGAUGUUUCACUUCCGACUACAUACAUUCGCUCAGGACAGGAUCCUCUCAAAGAUGUGGGAGGUAAACCGGCACAUGAAAGACAGACUCUGGCCUUCUUUGCAGGUCAAAUGCAUGGUAGAGUUCGUCCGGUCAUGUUGCAGCACUGGGAACAAGACACAGACAUGAAAAUACAGGGUGAAAUGCCUGAUAGGAUCCAGAGCAAGGGGUCAUAUAGAGAGAAUAUGAAAUCUAGCAGGUACUGCAUCUGUCCCAGAGGUUAUGAGGUGAACAGCCCACGUGUGGUUGAGGCCAUAUACUAUGAGUGUGUUCCUGUUAUAAUCUCAGAUGACUACGUGCUACCAUUUGAUGAAGUUCUGAACUGGGAUGCUUUUGCAGUAACUGUACGUGAGAAAGACAUUCCUAGACUAAAGGAGAUACUGCUAUCUAUCCCAGACCACAGGUAUCGUAUGUUACAGUUGGGGGUGAGAAGAGUGCAGAAGCAUUUUCUUUGGCAUGCAAAUCCUGUUAAAUAUGACAUAUUUCACAUGAUUCUUCACUCAGUUUGGUUUAGCAGAUUAAGGCAGAUAAGGAUAUGACUUGUUUAGAGGUCUAAUUGCCACUUGAAUUGCUCAAUGCAAUGAAAGAAAGGACAUGAUGCAUUUGACAGAACCAGGACUUGCAUGCAGUGCUUAUUUUAUGACAAAGUUCUACCUAAGGGGUCAUAUGAGAGAUUAUAUUGUAGAUAUGCUUUGAUCAGAGGAACUUCUUUGCAUGGGUAUGUGUGCUAAUUGCUGUAAAUAAGGAUUUCUACAGGACGGUUAUUUGUUA